Hyaloperonospora brassicae is the source of this 3465-nucleotide messenger RNA. Lineage: Eukaryota; Oomycota; Peronosporomycetes; Peronosporales; Peronosporaceae. The record is from the annotation of a GenBank genome assembly.
AUGGAGAUCCAGCUGAACGCCGCCCCAGACGAGGACAGCGCGGCAGAAGACGCGACCGAUGCGCCGUCGAGUGUGCCCCACACGACUGUGCGCAUGUCGUCGCUGCUGUCGGAGGACACGGGCACUCCUCGCGGCACGUUCGACGCCGCAGCGUCCGCUCCGUCUCGCGGUCUCUCGAGUCUCCUGCACUCGCCCCAAGCAGCUGCCGUCGCGGGAUUCGUACUUAAGCGGACUCCCGACCGUCUCGAGGCGGAAGGCCCUACGAUGAGGGACACUGUCCCAGUGGCAGACGCAGCGAAAGAGACGCAACAGCUGCGACUGGUCAUGUUGCAGGGCACUCGUCCAGAGCUACAGGCGGUGCAGACGGAGCUGGUGGCGGCGCUGAAGAAGCUGUGGACCGAGACGGGACCGGCGCCCAAGCGGCCGAAGAAGAGCAAACAGCUGCGGAGAGGGAGAGCGGCUGUGCCCGAGAGCGGCGAUGCAGCAGAGACAGAGGUGCGUCGCGUGCUGGACGAGCUCUUGCGCACGCUGGACACGCCGUUUCUGGCCGACACGGGCGUCGUCGGCGACGUUGUGACGCUCUGUCUGACGUGUUACGAGCUCGUGGACGCGCACAAUGCGGUCGAGAAUCUGGUGGUGCGACGCUCGGACGGGCGCGAGAUUGCAGUGGAUCUGGACGAAACCGUGAAGAAGGUGUUGAGCGAUUCUCUGUAUGGACAAUUGAUGACAGUGUUGAAGCGUGCAGUGCUGUGUGGCGGCGACGAGACGGGAGAGCGUGUGGUGAGACGGAUGCUGGAUUGGUGUGUGGCUCGCCCGAUGCCGUCGAGCUGGACGUGGAUGUUCGUGGCUGUUGCUGAGACGGAGGCGUACAGUGUUCACGACUGUCUGUUUCGAGAAACACUUGCGAGAUGUCAGCGUCAGGAUGAGCAUAACGACCAGGUACAGCACUUGCUUCCAGUCUUGGAGUCGCUGGCGGAACAGCACCCGGCUCAGAUGGUGGACAUGCUGCGUGAUGUGUUGCGCGAGUGUGCAUCGAGCAACGACGGACCAGCAGAUACAGUGAUGCGGCUGAUGCGACUGGCGAGUGACUCGGCUGUCCUCGUUGCUGUCUGUGACGACAGCCUUCAGUGGGUGAUCACAGAAGAGCUGGUCCAAACACUUUGCAGCAAGUGCUGGGAAAAUAGUGCCAAGCUGCAUGCGGACGGGAUGGAAGCUGAGCUGCUCCAUGUUGUCCGCACACGAAGUGCAGAGCUUUCCAACUCGGGCUUCCAGUUGCUCCUCCUGCUGCAAAGCUUAUCUACAUCCGACACGCCGUCACCAUCGAAAGCUUCUGUGGCCUCGUUCCAGCGUCGUCUGUAUGAGCUGGCUGGGUCGGAACCCUCACGCGCGUUCAUUGAAGGAAUCUACCGCUUCCUUCCUUACAUCUGCCAAAAGACUCUGCAGCUACUCCGCGUGAUGACUCAAGCUGACGAAGCACCAAACGUGAGCGAGACUGCAGGACCUGACCAAGCAAUGUCAGCGAAAGCAGCGCGUCAACACUUCAAAGAAUGGAAGCAAUGGAUGUGUCUGCUCGCACAGUCGAUAUCUCGACAAGAGGUGACCGAGCUGCUCAUACAGACCGAUUUGAUGUUGGCGGAGUGCAACGAGUUACCUUGUAGUCAAGUUGCGGACGGCGCACUGUGCGACUUGUUGACGUCGUUGCUACCCCCUGGAUCACCUGAGUACGUCGCUUUCGUGCGCAACAUCGUAUUGGAAUGUCGAUCUGCCGCCCCGAGAGCCCAACGUCGGAUUCUCGAUAUCGUCCGAAUGUUGCUGAACGUUGACAACAUGGAAGACGCAGUCGUUGCAAACCGUGGUCUCCCACUGAAGCUAUCUGCAGAACACGACGCAUCUUGCGUGCAGCAGCUCAUUCGCGCGAACAAUUGGACCGAAAACAUGACGUUGUUUGGGUUGUGGAAUGGCAUACGCGGAGUGGAGUUCUGGGAGAGUUUUCUGGAUCUGACGUGCUCGAAGGACGCUCUGGUCGCCUCGCGCGCGCUAGUUCUCGUGUCCCAGACACCGUUUCUAUCCCUUGACGACCCGGCUUGGCAGUAUCGAUGUGUACGAAAGCUGACAAGCGUCUUUUUCUUGAUGCUGAGGCAAUACCGGUCGACACUCGUUAUGCGGGAAAAGGAAAACCUCGGCGAAGUACGGACGCCCUUGGACACUACUUUCCAGAGUCGUCUGCAAACCCUCAAGAUGGUCGUGCUUCGCAUCGUGACGCUAGAUGGCGGCGUCGCUCACUACCCGUGCUCCGUGUACAGCAUGUUUGCGUCCAUGUGGCUGGACGCACUGCUGAGCACAACGUCAGCGACGAGCAUUCCCACCCAUUUCCCCAACACUGUGAACUUCGUCGACUUGGAUGCAAACGACGAGCUGCAUGAGGACCAGAUCAUUCGCAGCGAGCGCACUAUCAGCUCCAAGUGCACGAACUUGCAGUCAUCGCAGGUGAUAACAAAAGUUGCCGAGACGAAGCUGGUGUACCGGAAGACGCUCGACUCGUCUUGGGAGUGUGAAAUGCACGCCGCGCGCAUAUGCAGCAUGUCGGCCACAGAUUUGUUCGCUCAACUUCUCGGUCCCAGCACAAUCGCUGCCAGUGUACGGGAUGAUGCUCGGGCCAAAGACAAGAGUGUAUCGAAUUUGGAAGAAGACGAGCUGCUCGAGAGGAGGUUGAGGACUGUGGUGGACAUGCUUUUGGAGCGUGUGGUCCCAUGCUGUGGCAUUCCAAGCGACGACGUGUACAAGGACAUCCUGCCGAAUCGCUCCAGCUUUGAUGUUGACUUGCGCGUGGAGCAGUGGCUGAACCACUUUCCUGCGUUCCUCCCGCUGUUGCGUGCCGUGGUCUCGACGUCCGUGGUGCUGAAUUCGUCGCAGCUGCUCCGUCUCGUGCCUGUGUUCAAGUCGACGUUGAUCGUGUUGCUGGGCCACUGGAACAGUGUCAAGGGCGACCUGAGCGUCGAGAACGUCGACGUGCCUCCGUACAUGCGCAACAAGAACCAGCUGGCGAUCACGUGCGAGUUGCUUCGGCUCGUGCGCAGCACCCGUUGGUUGCCGGUGCCUUUGGGCAAGACAGCGGAGCUGCUGCCGCUGACGACACCGGCCGACAUUCGCUCGAUCCUCUUCAGCUGCUGGUUCUAUCUGUCCGACCACCCGCCGAAAGCUGGACUGCGUGGACCUGCACCAUGUGCCCCAUCUGCGCCACCGUCUCCGCUGUCGUCGGUCUCGUCUCCUGUUGGUGCUGCUGGUGCUGGAGGUGCUAUUGCAGGAGGUGCUGGAGGUGGUCUGUUCAGCUCGUCCAGUUGUGGCCCCAGCUCGAGCUCGAGCUCGAGCAACCCGCCGCUCGAGUUCUACUUGAUCCCCGUACGGAGAGCGCUGCACCGCAACAUUGGCAAGAUCGGCGCCAAGUAUCCGCUGUUUGCGUGCUGA